Molecule: messenger RNA, 639 nt
Organism: Ctenocephalides felis (cat flea)
Lineage: Eukaryota; Metazoa; Arthropoda; Insecta; Siphonaptera; Pulicidae
Gene: Prosbeta1
Product: proteasome subunit beta type-6
Cellular component (GO): proteasome core complex
Molecular function (GO): threonine-type endopeptidase activity
Source: RefSeq, a predicted model, not a curated record
UUGUUUGUCAUCCCAAAAAACCGAACCGAACAAUUUGACUCAUUUUAUUUUUUAUUUUCCACACAAUUUACUAUCUAUUUAAUUAAAUAUUGUGCAAAAUGUACGCCGAUAUAAUGAACCCGCAAGCAGGACCCGAAUGGGUCACGUCAGAACACAGCACUGGUACUUCUAUUAUGGCUGCAGAAUUCGAUGGGGGUGUUGUGAUAGGUGCUGAUUCCCGGACAACAACGGGGGCUUAUAUUGCUAAUCGAGUCACUGACAAGUUGACAAGGAUCACUGAUCAUAUCUAUUGCUGUCGAUCUGGUUCUGCGGCUGAUACUCAAGCCAUUUCGGAUAUUGUUGCGUACCAUUUAGGAUUUCACAGUAUGGAAUUAGGAGAGAAGCCUCUUGUAAAAGCAGGUGCAUCCGUCUUCAAAGAGCUGUGUUAUAACUACAGAGAUUCUUUAACUGCCGGAAUACUAGUAGCUGGUUGGGAUCAUAGGAAAGGGGGCCAAGUUUAUUCUGUACCGAUUGGUGGUAUGUGCGUUAGGCAAAAGUGUUCGAUUGGAGGCUCUGGUAGCUCUUAUGUUUAUGGUUUCGUGGAUGCUAAUUAUAGAGAAGGCAUGAGCCAGGAGGAGUGUGUUGAAUUUGUCAUUAAAA